GUCGGAAUGAGCUGAUUGCCCGCUACAUCAAGCUCCGGACAGGGAAGACCCGCACCAGGAAGCAGGUUUCCAGCCACAUUCAGGUGCUGGCCCGCCGGAAAGCCCGCGAGAUCCAGGCCAAACUCAAGGAUCAGGCAGCUAAAGACAAGGCCCUGCAGAGCAUGGCUGCUAUGUCGUCCGCCCAGAUCGUCUCAGCCACAGCCUUCCACAGUAAAAUGGCCCUUGCCCGGGGCCCCAGCUACCCAGCACUCUCAGGGUUUUGGCAAGGAGCUUUACCAGGCCAAGCCGGAACAUCCCAUGAUGUGAAACCUUUCUCUCAACACACCUACACUGUCCAGCCUCCGCUGCCUCUGCCAGGGUUUGAGUCUCCUGCAGGGCCCACCCCAUCGCCCUCCGCGCCCCCAGCACCUCCGUGGCAGGGCCGCAGUGUGGCCAGCUCCAAGCUGUGGAUGUUGGAGUUCUCUGCCUUCCUAGAGCACCAGCAGGACCCUGACACGUACAACAAGCACCUGUUUGUACACAUUGGCCAGUCAAGCCCAAGCUACAGCGACCCCUACCUCGAAGCUGUGGACAUCCGCCAGAUCUAUGACAAAUUCCCAGAGAAGAAGGGCGGCCUGAAGGAGCUCUUUGAACGGGGACCCUCCAAUGCCUUUUUUCUUGUGAAAUUCUGGGCGGACCUCAACACCAAUAUCGAAGAUGAAGGCAGCUCCUUCUACGGGGUCUCCAGCCAAUAUGAGAGCCCCGAGAACAUGACCAUCACCUGCUCCACCAAGGUCUGUUCGUUUGGCAAGCAGGUGGUGGAGAAAGUUGAGACAGAGUAUGCUCGCUACGAGAACGGCCACUACACGUACCGCAUCCACCGGUCCCCGCUUUGCGAGUACAUGGUCAACUUCAUCCACAAGCUGAGGCGUCUGCCAGAGAAGUACAUGAUGAACAGCGUGCUGGAGAACUUCACCAUCCUGCAGGUGGUCACCAACAGAGACACACAGGAGACCUUGCUGUGCAUCGCGUACGUCUUUGAGGUGUCUGCCAGCGAACAUGGAGCACAGCACCACAUCUACCGGCUGGUGAAAGAAUGAGAGACUCGGGGAGCAGGGAGGGGGAAGAGACAAGUGCAGGAAACGGGACAUGGAAAGGGACCUGCCCAGGCUGUCCCCUGAAGUGCCAAGAUUGCUGAGCUGCGUGGCCAUGACUCCUCCUGCUAGGAACACACUACUGUGCUGGUCCGCAAUGUCCGCCCCCCAAUAAACCCAAGGUGUUGUGUAUUUUCAGA
Molecule: messenger RNA, 1273 nt
Organism: Castor canadensis (American beaver)
Lineage: Eukaryota; Metazoa; Chordata; Mammalia; Rodentia; Castoridae
Source: RefSeq, a predicted model, not a curated record